UUUCGAGGCCUUCCAGGAGUGCAGAGAGAUUAAACGACAAAAGAUUUGCAAAUUCAUUGAUGUGUUGGUUUGGUCGGUAGAGUGGAUUAGUUUGGGUCGGUGCUUCCGAAGAUAAUUAGUUCACUUUACUUGGUGAAUCUGUAAUUCAUGAACGGCGAAAAUGGAUGUUGACAGCGAUAUAGAUCAAACGCUCCUGCAGCAAUUCAGCUGUAUGGGAACAACAGAUCGCGAUGAAUUAGUUAAACAGCUACAGUCGUUGAUAGGAAAUUUGAAUGAAACAGCAGCAGUUUUCUUUUUGGAAAUGAAUAAUUGGAAUCUCCAGGAAGCUGUUUGCUCGUACUUCGAUUUUGAGUCACCAUACAAGCUUCCAUCAAUGUCCCUAGUACGGGAUGUGACAGUUGGAGAAGGGGAAAGCAUACCACCGUUGACGAAGUUCACAAAAUCAUGGAGGGUUCAGAACACUGGUACUGAGAUGUGGCCAGAUGGAUGUUCACUUCGGUUCAGUGGUGGUGACAGGCUCUGUGCUCCAGAAAGGCUUGCAGUAGCACCAAUUGCACCAGGAUGUACACUUGAUAUAUCUCUUGAAAUGGUUAGUCCUGAACAAACAGGGAUGUAUGAGAGCAAGUGGCGAAUGGUUACACCAGCAGGUUGCUACUUUGGAGAUGUUAUAUGGGUUAUUGUCACUGUGGCGGAGGGAGGCACUAUGGCACUGACACAACAGUUGUCUCAUCUCAAUGACCUAGGUUCCCCACUGCGUCAGGUUAACCACUCUAGUCUGAAUCCAUUUGGUCCUUCUCCCACUCAGACAUUGUUCCAGGAUUCUGUUCAGCAGACCCAAGAUGGAGAUACUAACAUGAUGUGUUAACACUGUUGAGAGAAACUUGUAAAAAGACUGUUCAUUGUAAUUUGGACUUUGGUGUACAUAAGGAUAGUGAGUGAAGUUGGUACUUCUGUGAUUUAGUGUGCUGUAUAAGGACCAAUUGUACUUUUACUCCCUUAUUAUAGGUGCAGGAUAUGUGGUACUUAUCUCAGUUCACCCUGUUUCACUCCUCCUCUUAGUGAUUUAACAGUCUUUCUGAUACUUGUUUGUACAGGUGCUGAGCAUUUUCUAGAAAUUUUUUGAUCAGGAUAUGAAAAUUGUUUACAUAAAACAAUUUUUCUUAAUUUUUUGUGUUUUAAAGUGCAGAUCAGUUGAGAUAUUUUGCAUUACUCUUACAUAGUUAUUGGAGCUUCUGACAUAUGUUUCACAACCUAUGUCAUCUUUGUGAGACUUUUUUUUACUCUUAAUUUGCUUCAUAGUUUUCCUAUUUUGUAUUUAUAUUUUUCUUGUGACUCAUGCAGUCUACACAUCAUCUUUAAAGCACACUACUCAUCUUUGGACUGUUCCUACAGUCUUCAUUCAGAUUUUAAAUUAUGCAUUUCAUUUCAGUGUCAGUAUUGAUAUGAAAGAUAUUUGUAAAUGUCAUUUACUUCACAUUUUAAAGAGAACAAGUACUUGACUUUUGGCUUCCAAUUUCUGCUUUGUAUUUGUCUGCAGAAUAUUUCUCAACUUCGUUCAGCUCUGCACCGACUGAUCAAAUUGAGCAUUUACUAAGAGUAGCAUUGUCUUGCACAUGGAGUAGAUGUUUGCUUAAUUUCAUAAAUGAACUGCAGUGACAAUUUUCUCUGAUAAGAGAAAAGGCUGAAUCAGAUACCUUACCUUUGGAUACUUAAAGGCCUGCCAGCCUUGUAUUUUGUAGGUUGCAUGACAAAGUCAAAGUUGAAACUUAUUGUAGGGGUAUGUGUAGAUUUUUAACACAUUCUUGGACUAGCCUGUAAUAUGUGAUAAGUGUUGAGUUUUUAUUGCUAUGAUCUGAUGUUUAAAUCUCUCCCAGUUGUAAAAAUCCUGAAAGACAGUUAUUGUUACACAAGAAAAGAAAAACUCAGAACUUUAGCAUUGAAAAGUUAAUUUUGGAUGAGGAUGAGAUUUAUGCUGUAACAGAGGAAAUAAAGAAACUUGAUGCUGGAUGAAACAGAGGUAGCAUAUGUUUCAAACUGCUUGAUUACAUCUUUGACUCUUCAUGUCCACUUCUUGGAGUAAUGAUACAUAAUGUCUUAGAAGGUUUAAAAAUUUUAAUUUUUGCCAUUAUUGGUCUUUCAAAUUCAUCAGUGAGCACCUAACAUUUUUCUGAAUUGAUUAAUCCAUUGGACAGCAUUUAAAUGAAAUAAUAGUUAAUAAACUGUAGGUGCUGUAUUCUGUUUGAUGUAGUCUCUGUCAAAUCUGCAAACUGUGUUAUGAAUUGUAACUGCUAUUUGGACCUGUAUACAUGUUAAUUGUAGAAUGAGUGUCACAAUAGAAAAAGUCAAAUUUUUUGGCUGUUUGCAAUGGCACACAAAACAGCAAGUCCUGGUAUUUUGCCACAAAAACAAUACUAGUAAAGAUUUUAUGAUUUUGUUAUGUUGUGAGUGAAAUGGAUGCUAUAUCUUCAGGUGAGAAAAUGUAAAAUUUAAGAUGUAAGUAUGAGUGAUUUUUGAUAAACUACAUUUCUUCCUUUCUUAUUUGAUAAUUAGUACAAAUUGAAAUAUUUUGGGGAAAAAAACAUAAGCUUUCCAAUAUCAGUUAGUGAGUAGCUGUCCUGAAACAUAAAUGACUCCUUGCAGUAAAUAUUUCAAGUAUUUUACAGUAGUAUGGUGUUCAAUACUGUUCUUAAUAAGAAAAACGAUCUACAUUUACAUAUACUAAACAUGAUUAUAUUGUAUAAGUGUUGUGUAAGACUAUAGUCAACAUUCAAUAUAUCUUAUAUUUUCUGCUGUUAAUCUACUACAUAGUUGCAUGCGCAUCACAACUUGAAUAUGAAAACCAAUUUGUCAUCACACUUUUAUUGUUUCAUGAACUUUUGCUUUCACAUAUAUAUUCCUUUCAUUUCCCAUCCAAGAGAUGUCACUUGAUUUAUUGAUCCCAUUUAAGGAAAUCCACAUACUCAGUUUCAGUAAUCUGAAAAGGCAGUAAGUUUUAAGCAUCCAGUGGAGAUGGAAAGCAGUUAGUCAAAUGCUAAUAAGUACCUGUGGUUAUUCAUAUACAGUUCAAUACAUUCUAUGUAAUGUUUGUUAAAAUAAGUUGGAUUUGAUGUUAUGCAACAAGUAAUUCUUAUGGGUUCCUGAUUUUGUGUUGUUUUUAUCUUCAGUAGUAAUAAACUGAUCAGUGAGGCCAUUCAGUAGCUGUCUCAGUGGAUAGAUUUGUUUGAGUUUUAUGAAUAAUUUUUAAUAGCCUUAACUGGAACUGUACUGACUGUUGCUGUUAACUAAUCAGUGAGGUGUUUUUGUACAAUGUCAUGAAAGUUCUGUAUUUUUUUUUUUUUUUUUUUUUUUUUUUGUCAUUACGAACAUGAUUCAAAAUCUCUGAUUGUCCGUGUUUUUUGAGUACUGAUAUGUGUAUGAGUAAGAUGGUUUGUUUUCAGUGCAACAAUAAAGGGUUUUGAUUAUGUAA
This is a messenger RNA of Schistocerca nitens (vagrant locust), 3466 nucleotides long. RefSeq names its product protein ILRUN. The coding region runs from base 161 to 865 and encodes 234 amino acids. Lineage: Eukaryota; Metazoa; Arthropoda; Insecta; Orthoptera; Acrididae. The transcript is spliced from 5 exons. Gene Ontology annotation, cellular component: phagophore assembly site. Gene Ontology annotation, biological process: macroautophagy. Gene Ontology annotation, molecular function: ubiquitin binding. The record is from RefSeq and is a predicted model, not a curated record.